CAGGGUAUGACGUUUUGGGAGUUUAUUUGUGGGCCACCUGCCUGUAGGUAAUGAAUUUGUUAAACCAAUGGGAGACCUAUGCCCUUGCCAUAUAAAAUGUUACAAACGUGGUGCAAAUAUCGUCUCCUACCAAAAUCCCUAUCAAAUGCUCCUGAUGAGUUUGUAAAAUUCUAUCAACAAGGAUCACCUAACUCUAUAAAAAAACUUGAUCACCGCUUGUAUCAAGGUCUGGAACCAAAAAGAGAAGGAUUCAAACGCUUUGUGGUUAUUUCUGAUACUCAUAAUCGAACCUCUAUCGAGACUGAUAUACCUGAUGGUGACGUUUUGUUGCAUUGUGGAGAUGCUACAAUAAGAAGCUUUAAAAAGGAAUUUGUGUCAUUUAAUGAGUGGAUAGGAGCAUUGCCUCAUCCUAAGAAGAUUGUGAUUGCAGGAAACCAUGAUAGGUUCUUGGAACUUCGCCCUUUAAAUACAUUCUUUAAUGUAUUUGGUGCCUCUGACAGGGAAGAGUUAUUGGAAGAGUUUACCAAUUAUACUUACAUUGAAGACGAAAGUAUUAAUGUGCAUGGUUAUACAAUUUAUGGAUCACCAUGGACUCCAGUACAUUUAGGAGGUUUUCAGAAGCAAAGAGGAAAAAGUAUCAGAACUAAAUGGGACAUGAUUCCAAGUAACACCGAUAUUCUGCUGACUCAUGGACCUCCGGUAUCUGUUGGGGACUUAACCAAGCAUGGCGACUAUGCAGGAUGUGUUGAUUUACUUGAUCAAAUUCAAAAUAGAAUCAAACCCCUCUUUCAUUGCUUUGGUCAUAUCCAUGAAGGUAAUGGAGUUUACACAGAUACAACUACAACUUACAUUAAUGCUGCUAUCUGUGAUAUUUCUUACAAAGCAAGACAACCUGCUUAUGUUUUCGAUCUUCCUGAGAAGAAUAACGAGGACUAUGAUUUGGAGCCUCCUCCAUAUCAUCUUGAAGCAGCUGAUGAAUAGACAAGAAAUCGACGUUUGCAAAUUUCUGCAAUCGUGUGCAACUUAUAGUUAUAGGUAAAAAUAGGUUUAAUAAUUUGGUUGACUUAACCUGAAUAAACCUGAGCACGUGACCCCUCCCCCUAGAUGACCCCCAAUUCUAAGGUGACCCUUAAGAAUAUGCACCUAAACAGGUCUAAACUAUCUGUUAGUUGUUUAUGCAGUGUAACAGAAUAUUGUUUCAGUAUGUACAUAGCCUGAUAUUGACGAAAUGUGUUUUAUUUUGAUAAGUGUACACUAUUUAUAGCAAAUACAUUGUAAUGCUUGUAUAUAUUAUUAUAUAUAUAUAAUAAUGUCUGUAUAACACACGGAUUGUAUCUAUAAUUAGUUUUGUUAACUAGGCGUAUUAUGAUGUAAUGCCGUAUUGUUGAUACUCACCGUUUAAAUAUCAUGUACACACUCGUUCGUUCAUCAUGGCAUCAUGGUCUUGGUAUUACUUGAAAACUUACCUUACGAAUUGUUGGUACGAAUCGCUAAAAAUCUGCAAGCAAAAGAUCUUUCUCAAUUUGCAUUAGUGUCAAAGUAUUUUAGAUGUCUUAUUUUUGAUGACAGCGUGUGGUUUCAUUUGUCAGUGCACGAAUUUCCUGUGUUAGACUUCUCAAAAAUUCAAGUUCAAAGAUCCAAGAUGAUGUAUUAUGAUCUGGUAAUCCACAAGAAACUGAUUGGUAUCUGGCAGAACGACCCAUCAGGUGUGAUGCAAAUAAAAAUAGCUGAAACAGGACUGAUAGGACAAAGGAUAAAACUAAUUUGUGGAGCGUACGGUCAGUAUCCAUAUCUUGUCUCUGCUGGUAAAUUGAAACUAACAUGGGACCCUGAACAGGGAGCAUUUGAUCGCCCAAUUGCGAUGCUUUCUCCUGGUGGUAGUUGGAUAAAAUGCUUUCUCUACUUCUCCUCCAACCAUCUCUUGAUACGGGAGUCUCUGGGUUCAUUUACCCCUAGUCUCGCAGAAACAUUUCAUAAGAUUCCAACUGUUUUAACAAAAUCACUGAGGAAAAACUUGAUACAGCCAGGUUUGUUCGUGUCCUCUGGUGGCCAGGUAGAAUGUCCGAUCGUCAUUGUAACGUACACACCUGAUAUGGAACAUAUGAAUGUGAAGAAGGUUUCGGAAUACUCUGCUUUGCAGUUGGGAACAGAAUCUGCGAAAGUUUCAAUAUCCAAAUUUUGUGAUACAUCUGUUAUAUUCGAAAAUGAAGACCUCAACAGAUUUAAUAACUCAUCUCAUACAAGUACAAGAGAGAUCUCUUCAAGAUUAGAUGCUUUUUCAGGUGGUGUCUUGAAAAGGCUCUGUCCAACAUAUAAGGCCGUGUACUCUUGCUUGGUAGAAUCCACAAUCCAACCUGGGCGGACAUGCCAAAAUUCCGGAUAUUGUAUUAUUCUGAAUAAAGAUCUGUUCACAAUAUUUAAUUGUGCAUUAGGACGUUUUAGGCUUUAUUUUAGAUUGGAAUCUAUACUAAAUAAUUAAAGAAGAGUUGAAUGUUGAUUAAGAUUUAAGUUCAUUAAUAAUCAGAUUGUCUGUAAUUAGAUAACGAUAAUUCCGAAAGCUUUUUAUUUCUGUAUCGAAAUUUCUUGUAUUUAAUUUGAUUUUUGUAAUGAUUAAAUACUGUUAC
Molecule: messenger RNA, 2624 nt
Organism: Bolinopsis microptera
Lineage: Eukaryota; Metazoa; Ctenophora; Tentaculata; Lobata; Bolinopsidae
Product: metallophosphoesterase domain-containing protein 1-like
Exons: 8
Coding region: 79-981 (300 amino acids)
Molecular function (GO): hydrolase activity
Source: RefSeq, a predicted model, not a curated record